This is a messenger RNA of Cephus cinctus (wheat stem sawfly), 1039 nucleotides long. Its product is annotated as cytochrome c oxidase subunit 3-like. Gene Ontology annotation, molecular function: cytochrome-c oxidase activity. The transcript has a single exon. NCBI's taxonomy places the organism in Eukaryota, Metazoa, Arthropoda, Insecta, Hymenoptera, Cephidae. Gene Ontology annotation, cellular component: membrane; mitochondrion. The record is from RefSeq and is a predicted model, not a curated record. Gene Ontology annotation, biological process: mitochondrial electron transport, cytochrome c to oxygen.
AUGUCAAUAAAUAAUCACCCUUUUCAUAUAGUAGAAAAAAGACCCUGACCUUUAACUUCUUCAUUAGGAAUAAUCAUUAUAACUAGAGGAUUUAUUAAAUGAUUCCAUUAUAAAAUCUUAUUAAUAUUUUUACUAGGAAUUUUAAUUAUAAUUUUAUCAUCAUACCAAUGAUGACGUGAUGUAACACGUGAAUCAACAUUUCAAGGACUCCAUUCAAAAGAAGUAUAUUUAAAUAUAAACUGAGGAAUAAUUUUAUUUAUCACAUCUGAAGUAUUUUUCUUUUUAUCAUUUUUUUGAGCAUACUUCCAUGCAUCUCUUUCUCCAAAUAUUGAAAUUGGAAGAAUAUGACCACCAACUGGAAUUAUCCCAUUUAACCCAUAUCAUAUUCCUUUAUUAAACACUAUUAUUUUAAUUUCAUCUGGAGCGAGAAUUACAUGAUCUCACCAUAGAUUAAUUAAUAAAAAUUUUAAACAAAGAAUAAUUAGAUUAACUACAACAAUUACUCUAGGAAUCUAUUUUAGAAUCUUACAAAAAUAUGAAUAUAACGAUGCAUAUUUUACUAUUGCAGACUCCAUUUAUGGAUCAACAUUUUACAUAGCAACAGGAUUUCAUGGAAUACAUGUCUUAAUCGGAACUAUAUUUUUAAUAGUAUGUUUAAUUCGACUUAAAAAUAAUCAUUUUUCUAGAAAUCAUCAUUUUGGUUUUGAAGCUGCUUCUUGAUAUUGACACUUUGUUGAUAUUGUAUGACUAUUCCUAUAUAUUUCAAUUUAUUGGUGAAGAUUUAAUUAAUUUAAAUUAUAAUUAAUAUUAUUUAUAUAAUAUAAAAGUAUAUUUAACUUCCAAUUAAAAAGUCUGAAAUUAUUCAGUAUAAAUAAUUUUUAUAAUCAUAAAUUUAUUUAUUAUUUGUAGGUUAAUAACAAUUAUUAUAAUUAUAAUAAAUAUUAUUAUUUCAAAAAAAAAAUAUUCUGAUCGAGAAAAAUCAUCUCCAUUUGAAUGUGGAUUUGACCCUCUUUCAUCACCACGAACACCAUUUUCCUUA